This is a messenger RNA of Dinoponera quadriceps, 5533 nucleotides long. RefSeq lists its product as uncharacterized. NCBI's taxonomy places the organism in Eukaryota, Metazoa, Arthropoda, Insecta, Hymenoptera, Formicidae. Bases 92 to 4402 code for a protein of 1436 amino acids. The record is from RefSeq and is a predicted model, not a curated record. The transcript is spliced from 3 exons.
ACAAAUGAUCGAUUUAUAAAAAAAAAAUCGCAAGACAUAAUCGCUGUGUUUAUUUAAUGUUUUAGGCGUCCGGUUGAAGCAGCGCAUUAAGAUGUCAGAAAAAGAAGAUAUGCAGGAUGCAUCGCAGCAGAAUGUCACUCCGGAAGAGACAACAGAAAAAAUUAAAGUCGAAAACGAAGUACAAGGUUCGGUUGAAGAAUCAGAUAGCUCAGAAAUAUCGGAAGAAUUAUCUGUUACGGAACUGGAAGAAAGACGAGAAGAAAUUGAGAAGAGAGAACAAAGAAAAUCGCAAAGUCACGAAGAGACACAAAAGAAAAAUAUGUCAGGUUCAGAACUGUCGACUGUGAUGAGAAGCGUGUCUUCGAUGACGUCAGACAAUGACAUAUCAGUGAUGUCGAUGUCAAGGAUUGUAGCGAAUGAAACGAAGAGGCAAACGGAAGCGGACGAGUUCAGAGCCGGGAUACUGACUACCGACAACCAAAAUGGACAUCGCGGCAGUGGUCAUAUCAGCGUAAGAGUUGGUGAGUGGAAUUCAUUGCCGAUACUGGUAGAACGUCUGCGCGAGGCACUCGAGCUGUCCCUCGCGACGGGUUGCCAUAGCGGUAAUGAGCCGAUGGCGACAUCGUCGUUAGUUGAGUCCAACGUCGACGCCGAAGUCAAAGGUCGACUCCACACGCAGCAUUCCAUGAAACAGGCGAUGUUUAGCGGCUACGAUCAUGACGAUCUCGGGUCGAAGAAAGACGAACUCAAGUUGCUGGAAGAUCUGUUACUAUUGGACAUCCAAACAGCGUUGUCACGUUUGCGCGAGACGCUGGAAUACACGGACGUGGCGACACUCGCUAAGCACGGAGGAGUGUCGGAUCCUACGAGCAAGCUACAACUUUUGCGACUGGUAUCUAGUUUACUGUCGCGACUGCAGGUGCCACAAAAGGAAACAACCACGACCGGGGAAAACAAACUAAUUGACAUUGCAACGGCACAAGGUUAUGCUACGCGGAAACGACGCUUUGUUAGACAUACUAUUGGCGUUUCCGCUGAAGAGAUUGCCUACGCGCGGAAACAACUGGAGGAGAGCAGUGCGGAUCUGGUGAAGUUAAACAAGGUGUCGGUUCGACAGCAACAAGAAUCGCUCCUAGUUUCUAUGCCGUGCAAUGUACCGAGUAGUGUGUCGAAUAACGCGUCAAGUGAUACGCCGAAUAGCGAGACGCACACGGAGGAAAUUUGUGACAAAUAUACGAAAAACGCGAUUAAUCAACGCCAAUCUUUGCGAGAUAAGAAUAAAGAUUGCCGCGGAGACAUCGGUUCGUAUCGGCCCGUCGGUAUUAGUGAAUCGAAUAUGUCCCAGGAUCGACGUUGGUGUGGCAAUAUGGACGACGAGGAACUCACGAUUGAAAGAACAAACGAAGAACAAAGCCGGGUGAUCAAACUCGCGGCGAUAUUGCGGCAACGUGCGGAACUGGUUAGUGCAAACAGAUGCAAUGUCAAUAACAAAUUCAUUAUGAAGAAAUCAAAAAUCAAACGCGCGAAUACUGUCGAUAUACCGAGUUACUUGAAGCUGCAAGCUGGCGGUUUUGAUUGUGACAACUCGGGUUGUGUACAGCUUCGACGUCCCAUUAAUGUAGGUGACAAAGUUGCGUCAAAUACGUCCAAAAACCUGGCCAUCCCGUCCUUCUAUCCGCGAACGGAGAAUGAUAAAAAAUUCCUGGCGCUGAUCAAUAAGAACAACGAAAUGCAAACGAAGUUCAACGCCGCAUCUGUUUUCAAAUCCUUCGGCUACACUAAAAUAACGGAUAUGUCAUCACUAACAAACGAAAAUUGGAACAAUCGGUUUUCGAAUAUCAAGACCGCUUUCGAUAAACCGUCGUCUGUCAGCGACGAGAUCAAACUUUUUCCAAAAUCAUGCCCUGUUAAGCGUUUCUCGAGUGCACUCCAUACUUCGUCCCAACUAACAAACAAGAAGACACCAAUCGGUACUGACACCUCAAGUAAGGAUUUGCUGUUUGUCAACAUGAACAUUUCGAAACCGGAUAUAGGUUUCAGGCAUGCAUCCUCGUCGCUGUUUCAAAAAAUUGAGAAAUCGCAAAACCUGAUAUCACCGCCGAGUUCUCACCGUUCAAGGUUCAAGGACAAUGCGUCAUCGUCUGAAAAUGCUGUAGGCGAGAAAGCUAGAAUUAUAUUUGAUCGGAACAGUAAUGCUCAAUCUCAGUCUACGAUCAAGUUUAAGAUCGACGAUAACGAAAGCACACUGAAACAUUUCUUUCCUCGACCACCAUGGAUUGAACAUGACAGAAAUGGAAUGAAAUCGAGCCAAAUAAUCACCGAAAACGGGCGGUUUGAUUAUCGCAAUUUUUGCAAGCAAUUUGCGCCAUUUAUAGACAAAAACAAUGCCGUGGAGUUUACGAAAUCAUGGAAUAACGAAGAACAACGCAAGCGUAACAAACAAUCGAUACAGCGCGAGAUCUUCUUUCCGUCCAGCAAAAAACUAUCAAUGAUAGACGGAAAAAUCUCCGAGACGUUCUCAGAAAGGGAGUCGCGAGUCCAACAACACCACAAAGCAAAUGAAUCAUGUUAUAAGGUUGAGGAACCGAUUUGCGACAAGUUCUAUAUCCUUAGCGAGAAAAAUGUUUUCGAAUCGAUCCAUAAUCGUCAGUGCAACGAACAAGAAAUUUCGGAAAACAUAAUAGUGGACGCAACGCUCAGCAAUAGCUCGCCUAUUGCCAUUCAAACGGGUAAGAUCAAUGAUAAUCAACCAGAAGAAGUGCGUGUAUUUCGCAUGGUUCCUAAAGUUUCGAGAGAUUCGCCACCCGUUUGCAACGAUACGUCCGUCCAAAUCUGUAAUCAAUCAGAUCAACCGUUAACGGAUUAUAUAGAACAUAAGAAUGAUUGGACGACUCUUCGUUACGAAUGCAGUGACACUAACUCAAAGUCAAACUCGAGUUUUUAUCUCGCGGAAAAUCCGAAGAAUUUCAUCUUGGGUCAUAACUGGAAAAAUCAUACUGUGGCAGCCGACGUUCCAAAAGAAAAAGAAAUCUUGAUGGAGGAGAACACGCAUGAUCUUAACGAGGAGCAAUCCUCUGUUGGCAUACUAAGCCCAAUAGAAAAUAUACGUUCUCAGGACAUAUCCAAUUACCAUUCGCCAAAACAACACAAACAAAUCUACCAAACUGAUAAUUCUCAGUACGAGAAUUGCUUCUCGCCUAAACUAGCGACUGAAAAUCAAUCGCAAAUAUUUCAAAAUUAUCCUCUAGACAUGAAAUUCAACAGAGAUCCGUUGAAGAAUGAGAUAUUGAGUAUAUCGAAUGAAAUGAAUAAGAAAAAUCUUUCGUGUAUGAACAACGGCGAUCUACCGGAAGAACAAAAUAUACAGAAUCAAGACAUAAGCGCGGAUGCCGGAGUUGUAACUCGAUACGCUUGCGCCAUAGCAACUGUUGCGUCAACGGAAACUCCAGAGAUACGAUCGGAAGAAGUGGGAUCGGAAUUCAAAGAUUCAUCUUCUCCCUCUCCUUUGUUUUAUCGACCGUCCAUCAGAAAAACUAGUAACGAGACCGCCGCAACCAAAGAAGAAAUACGUCGACACAACAUAUUACAGCAGAGUUUAGUCCGUCGGCUACAAAACGAACACACGAUGCUGAACAAUCAGUACACGCCUGUCCCCAAACAUGUUAGCAAUUUUAACCAACAUUCGAAGUUUCAGUUGCCCGAUGCGUUGUUUGUCACCAGUUCCCCGUCAACACCAUCGAAUUCGAGAUUUGGCACGAUAAAUCGUGUCACUGCUCUUAGAGAACAAUACGAGCAAUCUGACAGUCAAUUAAGAUCCGUCCAAAAGGAGCGUUCGCUGGUUCCGAACGACGGCGUGACGGCAAAUGGCGUAAUAGAUUCUAGUGAUAAAUACCUAGUGUCUUGCUCCAACAAAUCAGUGAAAUCUACUGUUCUGUCUAAGUCUGAAUCGUGGCAUCAGCUAGUACUAUCUAACAGUCAUCAUCCGCAUCCGCACCCGUCACAUAGUGGAUUACCUCCAACGUCGUCUCAUCUACCAAAGCUGCCGAAAACGAAAUCACCGUCAUUCUUUCGAACGAAGAAACAAUACGAGGCAUCUUUGUCCUCGGACAAUAUGAGAAAAAUGGAAGAUAAAAUACGCAGAUACUUCGACAAUUCAAACGAUAGCACUGAUGCGAAGGAUUCCAAGGUCAAACGUUUUUCAUCGCACGACAUAGCAACGAAAGGUCUUGUUGGCCUUUCCAGAAGCCGCACCAUGCCAGGAAUAUGCGACAAAAAAUUGCACUUGCUGACUUCUACUGUGCCGCAAAUUUCCGCUACAAAUCCCAAUAGCACCGAUGUGGACAAAGUUUUUGACGAUAUUUUUGAAGAGGCUACCAGAACUGACGACGAUCAUCGCUUCUGAUUGGUCGGUUCUUCUAUUUCUUAGUGUUAAUUAUAAAACCGCGUCAUGAACUCGCGACACGUGCUAGACACUGCUUCCGACAAAAGUCGCAUCUAUCUUGGACGAUUAAUAUUACUUUUUAAAGCCAUGCAAUCAUGUCGUAUCCGAUGAUAAAUAUUUUGAUGUUAAAUGUCACAAUACAAAAUCGCUUUCUUUGAUCGCAGUUAAUCUUGUUGCAGACACGCUUAUUGCAUAACGGCCAACUAUGUGAAUCGUUCAAUUUUUCGUAAUUUCAUACAUUGAUUCAUGAAGCCUACCAUUGGUAGGUACAAUUGAUAAUUCAUUUUAAUCAAAUUGUUCUUUAGAAGUUUUCAGACGAUCAUUUCCAUGUGUUUGUUUUCAGACCGUUCGCGAAAACACCAUUGUUAUCAAAAAUUAAGGUUAAUGAAAUAGUAUUUUUUUUAGUCAACUUUGACUGAUCGAUUUGCUGAAAUUGCUUGCGUGCGGUAAUUAUUUCGUCAAAGUAAAUACAGUAUUAGCAAAUUACAUUUUGUUGAAUAUGAAAAAACAUAUGCUAACUUUUCUUUUUUAAAUCUUUUAUUUAGUCGCUUUUUCGUAUGUAAUUGAAAACAAAUGUUUAUUAAAGUUAAUUUUACCACGCGGUUACAAUUUGCUCUCAAUAAAAUUAAAUAAUCUGCUCAAUGAUCUACACAUGUAAUUGGACUGCAUAAUCCUUUUUUUCCGCCAUCGCAAAGAUUUCAGAACAGAAAUGUUUCAUGUUUCUAUGUAAAAAGCUGAUACAGUCCUUUACAGCAAAAUCAUAUUUCUUGGAUCCACAAUGGGAUUUUAGGCUCUCAUAGUCUUCAUCCAUUACGAGAGACGAUUGUGUAAAUUGAUGCAACGACCGUCGACACCUCCAAUGCUCAUCGCCUUUUAUUCAUUUUGAUAAGAAUUGUCUUGUUCUUUUCAUGACUGCUCACAUGAGCAGGAAAAAUGAACGCGCAUAGAGAAAGAAUUAUUUACGAAUAAUCUGCUCGGACUGACGAGAGAUAGAGGACGUUGCAACGCACUGACUACUCCAUUAUCGUUUGCACAUUUUUUAGCUAUGAGUCGUAUAAAAGCUACAAAUAAAAACUACACGUAUUAAUCACA